Seminavis robusta is the source of this 2541-nucleotide messenger RNA. NCBI's taxonomy places the organism in Eukaryota, Bacillariophyta, Bacillariophyceae, Naviculales, Naviculaceae. The record is from the annotation of a GenBank genome assembly.
AUGUCUUUUACAGUCCCUCUUUCGAGCGGCGCUGAAUCAGCCGUUCGGUUCGUCACUGCUGUCGACCCUGCAAUCUUGUUGCUCGAGAAACUCCCAUAUGUUGGCCCAAUCUUGAGAAACAUUCGGGUGCGGAAUAUCUUUAAAUCGGCCAAGUCGAAAAUUAAGAAUGGAAAGAAAACUCUGAUCCCAUUCAAUUCUACCGUUGGAAUUGGCCACGAAGCAGUGUUGGCACUGCCUGCGAAGAUGGCAAUCUUCCAAGGUUUCUUGUUCUUGACGGUUUGCCCGAAAAGUUCGACAUCCUGGCUGGGCCGCAGUCUUGUACGGCUAACACGUUGUGCAUUCGUGGACAAAAACACCCCGCUUCAGGACACCCUCAACGCUGUCACCGACACAGUGAUUGAUGCAGUUGACAAGGGUUAUUCAAUUCUUACAACGCUGCGGGGGACUCUGCAAGGAUUGAGUGACUUUUGGGAUUCUAUCGAGAAGACUGUGUUAACGCCAAUGGGUGCCGUCAAGAAAACCCUGGACAGCGUGAACAAAAUCUUUGGCAUGUUCAGUUUUCUGCAAACACUGGCCGAAUUUAAGCUCAGGUUCAAGAUUCCUAUCGUUGGACGAAUAGAGUUUGGGCUCCCCGAUAUCGCGAACUUCUUGGGGAAGAUUGAAAGAACCAUCAAGAACAUUCCCUUCGUUGGUUCGGCCUGGAGAACAGUUGAAAACAUCGUGAAAUCUGUGCUGAGCGCAAUUUCCCCAAAAAUCGAGCUUUCCUUGCCAUCGUUGGACUUCCUUGACGCCUUGAGCCCUUUUGUCAGGCUGGAAAACACGCUCGACGAUAUCGUGAUUUCUGUAUUUGAUCGUCUGUCAAAUGCGGCUGACGUUGUCGACAACUGGGUUGCCGAUCUUGCAGAUGGUAUUGAUAUUGGCUCUAUCUUCGAAAGGGUGGACCUGGGAUUGCCUGGCUCUGAUCUGCUAGACGGCUGCGAGGCCGCCGAUGAAUCUUUCGAUUUUUCUUGCUUGUCUGCGAUUACGCCAGAAAUCCCAGGUGCCCCGACCCAGUUUAUCAAAGAUGGCAUUGACUUGUUCACCGCCGCUAAGGAUCAAAUUGAAGAGAAGUUCAUGGGUCAUGCCUUGGCUUUAGGGGACGCCCUAGCAGGGAUCGAGUGCAGCAAAAAAUCCAAGACAGGGAUCCCAGAAGAAGCCACGGAAGAACUCCUAAAGUCCGUUUUCGGUAUCGGUGCCGAAAAUUGCAAAGAGUGCGCUGCGCUCUUUGACAGCAGUAUGCCGACACAAUUCGAAUACUGCAGUGAUUUUAGGAUGGAUGAAACCAAGGCCAGGGACGUAAUGCAGGGUUUGAUCCAAGACAUGCAGCCUCUGCUUGAUGAUAUGCAGACGCGUUUUGCUGAUCUAGGAGCAGCCAACCCGACUGGAAGACAACUCCUCAGCAAAGAGGAGAUAGCACAGGAAGGAUGGGCUGUCGUAUUUUCUCUCACGCUUCCCGCGCAUCUUUUGAAAUUUUCUGGUGAGGCGGUCGGCGAGGCCUUCGGAUUUGCCGCCGACCACAGCAGCAGCAUACACAUGGCAUCAGAGAAAAUCGUUCAAGGGAAAGGCGAUGUGACGAAUGCAAUUGAUUAUAUCCUCAAGCAGAGGUUUUCAUCUGUUGACAAGGAUGUGCCUACGCCUCGUUCAAUCAAGCUCAAUGCAGCCUCGAAAGAGGUCUUCACUCUGAACUUUGCCAUUACGGCAAAAGAAGACGACACGGGUGUGCCAAGGUUUGCUUAUCGAAUCAGUCUUGGAGCCCGCUUGCAGGUACAACUUGGUUUUGGACUGGAUCUAAACUAUAUCUCGAUUGUCAAGCCCAAGUUGGAUCUGUACAACAAGGUGCUGGAGAGCACUCUCUCGUUUGACCGCUCCUGCGCGGAAUGUGCAGAGCACGUAAUCGAAAAGAUGAUUCCGGCGCUAGACAAUUUUGCAAGAAGACUUGCGAGUGAGAUACGACUCUUUAACAAGGAUGGCCCAAUCGAAGAGCUUAGAAAGAGUGGGCUGUUUAAAAAUUCGAUCCUUAAACCCGUAUCAGGUGGGUUCAAACUUGAGGCCAAACCCUUCGACGAAGUGGUGGCACAGGGAAAGAGCCUUGGAGCAGCAAAAAUGGCCAAGACAAUUGGUGGGAUCACGAAAGCCCUAAAGCUGAGCAACCUGAUUGAGGAACUCGACGCACUUGACGUCUCCCACAAGCUGCGAAACAGCAAUGUGGCUACCGGCGCAGCUACACAUGUUGCAAACUACAUCAAGAAGAAUUUCUUCUUUCAAAUUCGAGUGAAGGCUCGAGGGACCCAGUUCCCAGUCCCAGGCGUUCAACUCUUAAAAACCCCAGACCCCAAAGACCUGGUAAAGGAGUUCCAAGAGAAAACGAGGAAAAAGGGAAACUUUGCAAUCCUGCUCAACCAACCCGAGGCGCCUCAAUCCAUUGGCGCUACGGCGCAUGUUGGCCUUGGUUUCAGCAUCAUGUCGUUUGAACAAGUCACGGGCCCUGAUGGCCCAGACUAG